This is a messenger RNA of Aspergillus vadensis CBS 113365, 608 nucleotides long. RefSeq lists its product as uncharacterized. NCBI's taxonomy places the organism in Eukaryota, Fungi, Ascomycota, Eurotiomycetes, Eurotiales, Aspergillaceae. The transcript has a single exon. The coding region runs from base 173 to 478 and encodes 101 amino acids. The record is from RefSeq and is a predicted model, not a curated record.
CUUUACCCAUGCAACCAACAGCAGGACUCCCUCUGUCCUUGGAAGCAGAUCUUCCAUCGUUCUGGUUACCCAAGAUAGUAGUCCAACUCAAGCUAUCAACGUGUCGGCUACUGGAUAUCGUGCCGUUUCUAGGCCGGCUUGCAAUGCAGUUACUACAAUCCCGCGCCGUUGGAUGCACAAAGCGUCUGAGCAUAAAGAGGGGUUCACACGCAGCCAUGUGCAUCAGAUACCCGUAGCCAACCGAUCGUAUCGAUGGCAAGCCAAGUUCUGCAAGUGCUGGUGUGACAUGGCCGCAGGAACGCCAAGGUGUGGUAGUAGCAACAUUGCAGGCAGGUCGAGAUCAGUCACAAACCCCGCGCCUGCAACCCGCUAUCCCAUGGCAACGAGGACCUUCACCAGUCGGAUGGGCCCGCUGAUUCGUAGAAGGGUGAAGAGACGUGAAGACACCAGCAUGACUUGCAGCCGCCCGAUAGAUUAAGUGCCGACGAAAUAAGGUAGAGAGACAAGCAGCAUCGGUAGAUUGGCCCAGCUGCCAGGGUAGAAUAACAAUGGACUUGAAGGAUGCAACAAGCAGCGCUAACUACAGCACGCAAUAGGUGUUCUGAAGC